This is a messenger RNA of Drosophila elegans, 489 nucleotides long. Its product is annotated as single-stranded DNA-binding protein-like. Gene Ontology annotation, molecular function: single-stranded DNA binding. The transcript has a single exon. The record is from RefSeq and is a predicted model, not a curated record. The coding region runs from base 1 to 489 and encodes 162 amino acids. NCBI's taxonomy places the organism in Eukaryota, Metazoa, Arthropoda, Insecta, Diptera, Drosophilidae. Gene Ontology annotation, cellular component: nucleoid. Gene Ontology annotation, biological process: positive regulation of helicase activity; DNA replication.
AUGGCUGGUUCCGUUAAUAAAGUUAUUCUUGUCGGCAACCUCGGUAAAGACCCGGAAGUGCGUCACUCACAGUCUGGGCAGAAGAUUGUUUCUUUCACCCUGGCCACGUCUGAUACGUGGAACGACCGCCAGUCAGGCGAACGGCGUGAACGCACUGAAUGGCACAAAGUCGUCGUCUUUAAUGAUCGUAUCGCAGAUGUUGCUGAGCGUUUCCUGCGCAAGGGUCGCAAGGUCUAUCUCGAAGGCUCACUCCAGACCCGGAAAUGGCAGGGGCAGGACGGAAAAGAUAUGUACACCACGGAAGUUGUAAUUCCUCGGUUUGGCGGAGAGCUGACCAUUCUGGAUACGCGACACACUGAGGAAGGCGAACAGACUGGCGGAUACAGCAACGCCCCACGGAACUCUGGCGCCCGCAGUAACGGCGGUCAGGCGGGGGCAUGGGAUGCUCCCCAGUCAAACGGUGAUCUGGACGACGAGAUACCGUUCUGA